Molecule: messenger RNA, 3512 nt
Organism: Mus pahari (shrew mouse)
Lineage: Eukaryota; Metazoa; Chordata; Mammalia; Rodentia; Muridae
Gene: Wwp1
Product: WW domain containing E3 ubiquitin protein ligase 1
Exons: 25
Coding region: 261-3017 (918 amino acids)
Biological process (GO): ubiquitin-dependent protein catabolic process
Molecular function (GO): protein binding; ubiquitin protein ligase activity
Source: RefSeq, a predicted model, not a curated record
UGGCGUGCGGGAUCCGAGUGGCUGCGGGGCGGCCUGGGCUGCCCGGCCGACGCCUGCUGCGAGAUGGCGAUCUUGGGCGCGGAGGGCUGAAGAGGCGCCGCCGCGGUGGCCGCGGGCCCCGGGAGCCGCAGCUUCGCGCGCGGGGUUGUCUCCUCACCAGACUAUGAGCUCCUUGACAGAAGAAAUCGUGUCUUAUUCAUCUUUGUAUCCUCAGUGUCUGGCACAAUUCUUGAUACACAAGUCAAGGUGAAUUUUGGGACAUGGCCACUGCUUCACCAAGGUCUGACACUAGUGAUAUCCACAGUGGAAGGUUACAGUUAAAGGUAACGGUUUCCAGUGCCAAACUAAAAAGAAAAAAGAACUGGUUUGGAACAGCAAUAUAUACUGAAGUCAUUGUAGAUGGAGAAGUUAAGAAAACAGCAAAAUCCAGUAGUUCCUCUAAUCCAAAAUGGGAUGAGCAGCUGAUUGUAAAUGUGACCCCACAGACCACCUUGGAGUUUCGAGUUUGGAGUCAUCACACUUUAAAGGCAGAUGCUCUGUUAGGAAAAGCAACAGUGGACUUGAAACAAGUGCUGUUAACACACAACAGAAAAUUAGAAAAAGUGAAAGAACAAUUAAAACUUUCCUUGGAAAACAAGAAUGGAAUAGUGCAAACUGGGGAACUGACAGUUGUCCUUGAUGGAUUAGUGAUUGAGCAAGAACCUGUACCAAACCACAGCUCCUCGCCACCCAUAGAAAUUCAGCAAAAUGGAGAUGCCUUACAUGAGAAUGGAGACCCUGCAACAAGGACAACUCCCAGGUUGUCUGUUGAAGGUACUAUUGGAAUUGAUAAUCAUGUAUCAACCAACACUGUUGUUCCCAACUCCUGCUGUUCACAUGUAGUUAAUGGAGAAAACACACCUUCAUCCCCGUCUCAGGUUGCUGCCAGACCCAAAAAUACUCCAGCUCCAAAACCAGUCACAUCUGAGCCCACCAGUGACACAGUUAAUGGAGAAUCGCCAUCUGCCCUAGCUGAUAAUACUUCAUCCAUGGGUACUUUACGGCCGUCUGAAGAGACCACCUCGGCUUCCAGUUGCACUAGCACCACCGUCCAAGAGCCUCCUGUACAAGAGCCCCCAGCAGCCUCAGAGCACAGUGAAUGUACUCCCUCUGCCAGUGCAGAAGUGCGACCAGAAGCUCGGAGCCUCAUAGACCCGGACUCUGAUUCUAGAAAUAAUUCUGGUUUUGACAAAGUAAGGCAGCCAGAAGGGUGUGUAGAACCUCUGCGGCCACAGUCUGGAAACACCAACACAGAAGCUUUGCCAUCAGGGUGGGAACAGAGAAAAGAUCCUCAUGGUAGAACCUAUUAUGUAGAUCAUAAUACUCGAACUACUACUUGGGAAAGACCACAACCUUUGCCUCCAGGUUGGGAAAGAAGAGUUGAUGAUCGUGGAAGAGUUUAUUAUGUGGAUCAUAACACCAGAACAACAACCUGGCAGCGACCUACUAUGGAAUCUGUUCGAAAUUUUGAACAGUGGCAGUCUCAGCGGAAUCAAUUGCAGGGAGCUAUGCAACAAUUCAACCAACGAUACCUCUACUCGGCUUCAAUGUUAGCUGCUGAAAAUGACCCCUAUGGACCGUUACCACCAGGCUGGGAGAAAAGAGUGGAUUCAACAGACAGAGUUUACUUUGUGAAUCAUAACACAAAAACAACCCAGUGGGAAGAUCCGAGAACUCAAGGCUUACCAAAUGAAGAACCCCUGCCGGAAGGCUGGGAAAUUAGGUAUACUCGGGAAGGCGUUAGGUACUUUGUCGAUCAUAACACAAGAACAACAACAUUCAAAGAUCCUCGCAACGGGAAGUCGUCAGUAACUAAAGGUGGUCCACAGAUUGCUUAUGAACGCAGCUUUAGGUGGAAGCUUGCUCACUUCCGUUACUUGUGCCAGUCUAAUGCACUACCCAGUCAUGUAAAGAUCAAUGUGUCCCGACAGACAUUAUUUGAAGAUUCCUUCCAACAGAUUAUGGCAUUAAAACCAUAUGACUUGAGGAGGCGAUUAUAUGUAAUAUUUAGAGGAGAAGAAGGUCUUGAUUAUGGUGGCCUUGCAAGAGAAUGGUUUUUCUUGCUUUCCCAUGAAGUUUUGAACCCAAUGUAUUGCUUAUUUGAGUAUGCAGGCAAGAAUAACUAUUGUUUACAGAUAAAUCCAGCAUCAACUAUAAAUCCUGACCAUCUUUCAUACUUCUGUUUUAUUGGUCGCUUUAUUGCAAUGGCACUGUUCCAUGGAAAGUUUAUUGAUACUGGUUUCUCUUUACCAUUCUACAAGCGUAUGCUAAGUAAAAAACUUACUAUUAAGGAUUUGGAAUCUAUUGAUACUGAAUUUUACAACUCUCUAAUCUGGAUAAGAGAUAACAAUAUUGAAGAAUGUGGCUUAGAAAUGUACUUUUCUGUAGACAUGGAAAUUCUGGGAAAAGUUACUUCACAUGAUUUAAAGUUAGGAGGUUCCAAUAUCCUGGUGACGGAAGAAAACAAAGAUGAAUAUAUUGGUUUAAUGACAGAAUGGCGUUUUUCUCGAGGAGUACAAGAACAGACCAAAGCUUUCCUUGAUGGGUUUAAUGAAGUUGUUCCCCUUCAGUGGCUACAGUACUUUGAUGAAAAAGAACUGGAGGUUAUGCUGUGUGGCAUGCAGGAGGUUGACUUGGCAGACUGGCAGAGAAAUACUGUUUAUCGACAUUAUACAAGAAACAGCAAGCAAAUUAUUUGGUUUUGGCAGUUUGUGAAAGAGACUGAUAAUGAAGUACGAAUGCGACUCUUGCAGUUUGUCACUGGAACCUGUCGCUUGCCUCUAGGAGGAUUUGCUGAGCUCAUGGGAAGUAAUGGGCCUCAAAAGUUUUGUAUUGAAAAAGUUGGCAAAGACACCUGGUUACCAAGAAGCCAUACAUGUUUUAAUCGCUUGGAUCUACCACCAUAUAAGAGUUAUGAACAACUAAAGGAAAAACUUCUUUUUGCAAUAGAAGAGACAGAGGGAUUUGGACAAGAAUGAAUGUGACUUGUCUUGGAGGAGCUCUUGCAUUUAAAUACCCCAGCCAAGAAAAAUUGCACAGAUAGUGUAUAUAAGCUGUUCAUUCUGUACAGUUAACUUUCUGAACCUUUCAAAGUAUAAAUGUUUUCCGUUCUUCCACAGAAAUAUGCAAAACAUUUCAUCAUUUUCUACUUUAUUUAUUGUUCCCUUUAAAUGACUGACCAGGAAAAAAAAAACCAUCUUUAAAUUUUGACGCAAGCAAGAGAAUUUAUUAAAAAGUAUAUAUCUAUAUAACCAUAUAUGACAGUGGCUCUAGUUUUAUAGAGCGCCAGGUGUAUUAAACAUGGCAGCCGUUCAUUCACAAAACUCUGAAUUUGCUUUGCCUUGUUUCUAUUAUACAGGGGAAAAGUGCAGAUGUUUCAUGUUUUUCUCCCUAGGUGACAUUGGAUUGUGUUUAGCUGCAUGGCUGUUCUGGAAGGUAUUUAGGGCUUAAGCCCCUCUUACUUUAAGUGUAUU